Molecule: messenger RNA, 1334 nt
Organism: Macrosteles quadrilineatus (aster leafhopper)
Lineage: Eukaryota; Metazoa; Arthropoda; Insecta; Hemiptera; Cicadellidae
Gene: Chmp1
Product: charged multivesicular body protein 1b
Exons: 4
Coding region: 1-657 (218 amino acids)
Biological process (GO): protein transport; endosome transport via multivesicular body sorting pathway; late endosome to vacuole transport
Cellular component (GO): ESCRT III complex; multivesicular body
Source: RefSeq, a predicted model, not a curated record
AUGUGCUACGAACCUCUUUACGCCUUGAACCUGCAUGAGCAUGAACUACCACUGGGAAUCCUUAACACUAGCACAUAUCACUUGUUUAAUCUCAAGUUUGCAGUCAAAGAGCUUGAGCGCAAUUCUAAACGGUGUGAGAAAGAAGAGAAGGCUGAAAAAGCCAAGACAAAAAAAGCUAUACAGAAGGGUAACAUGGAGGUAGCCCGAAUCCAUGCUGAAAACGCCAUCAGGCAGAAGAACCAGUCCGUUAACUAUCUGCGAAUGAGCGCAAGAGUAGACGCUGUGGCCAGCAGAGUACAAACUGCACUUACAACUAGAAAGGUGACACAAUCAAUGGCUGGAGUGGUGAAGGCCAUGGAUGCUGCUAUGAAGUCGAUGAAUCUUGAGAAAAUAUCUGGACUGAUGGACAAGUUUGAGAAUCAGUUUGAGGACUUGGACGUCCAAAGUUCUUACAUGGAGAACACCAUGAGCCAAACAGUUACCACCUCCGUGCCUCAGAACGACGUCGACUCUCUCAUGCAAGAGGUGGCUGAUGAAGCUGGUCUGGAUUUGAACCUAGAACUGCCUCAGGCUGGAAGUGUUGGGACGUCAACCCAAGUGUCACAGGAACAAGACGAACUUACACAACGUCUUGCAAGACUACGACAGGCAGAAUAGUCUCGAGACUAACCGAGAAUGUCAAUAUGAAUAAUCUAAUCCACUGCUCUUAGAACAAGUAUGUCUUGAGGUUAUUGUGUUGUUAUUUGCUCCAUAAAAUCAAAGUUAAAUUUUCCUAAUUGGGGUAAGGUUCCAUCACCACUUUUUUAGUUUUAUGUACCAGCUGUGAGUUGUUGGCUGUCGUUUCAAAUUUAUGGUGAGGUGGAGGGGAUGGGAUCGCUUCCCCUCGAUUUUAUUUAGUUUUUUUUUUUAACAGAGUAUUGUAAAGGUGAUCUACACAAAAUUGGAGAAUAAAUUUAUUUUUUUAUUUAAAGCCUAUGUAUUAUGUCAAAAAAUCAAGUUUUAAUUUGUUGUAUUCUAAUUUAUAAUUUGAAAGCAUGUAUUAGAACUGAUUUUUGAACAUUGAAAGUUUUUUAUCUUGUGAAAAUCGAUUACCUUUCUAGUAAUGAAUGGACCUAUUAAUGUGAUAAAUAUUUUUGUUCUUUUUCCAUAUACUUCCAACGUUAAGUUAAUGUUACAACGCUUUAGUUGUUACCUUUAUUACACUUUUCCUGAAAAUUAUGCCUUAAACAUUGGUUAGUUACAAUGCUAAGUCAUCUAAAGCCACUCUGUCUGUUUAAUCUAUUAUUGUACAAAAUGUGAAUGCUAAACCUGUAAAUUAUACAUUUUUAUAUUAA